This is a messenger RNA of Mya arenaria, 1200 nucleotides long. Its product is annotated as sodium-coupled monocarboxylate transporter 2-like. Gene Ontology annotation, molecular function: symporter activity. The record is from RefSeq and is a predicted model, not a curated record. The coding region runs from base 1 to 1200 and encodes 399 amino acids. Lineage: Eukaryota; Metazoa; Mollusca; Bivalvia; Myida; Myidae. Gene Ontology annotation, biological process: sodium ion transport; transmembrane transport. The transcript has a single exon. Gene Ontology annotation, cellular component: membrane.
AUGGUGGCAGGAUUUGUCACAGUUGUAAUUAAGGCAACCAAUGAUGCUGGAGGCUGGCCAGCUAUGGUUGAUUUAUCUGGGGGUAGACUUGACUACGCGAAAUUCAGUUUGGAUCCAAGCGCAAGACUGACCUUUUGGAAUAUGACAUUUGGAAGUAUAACAAUGAUGCUAUGCGCUUCGUUUAUGCAGCCUGGUAUGCAGCGUAUUUAUUCUGUACCAAAUACAAGGGAAGCCAGAAAAAUGCUCUUAUUUGCUAGCCCAUUCUUCCUUAUUCUUUGCUGGCUAGCGGCUUUUGAAGGCGGAGUCCUCUUUGCCUAUUACAAUUCGAAAGGCUGCGACAUAUAUGCAGGCGGAGUCAUUGAGAACGUAAAUGAAAUAGUACCAUUUGCAGUGAUGGACAUGUUCAAUAAGCACCCGGGAAUUCCAGGGUUAUUUGUCGCCUCUCUGUCAUGCGCUGCGUUAAGUACACUAUCGUCAUUUGUAAGCAGCUUAUCAGCAAUUGUGUACGAGGACAUUAUCAAAGUACACAAACCGAAUAUUGGAGACAAGACAGCGGCUAAACUGUCACGUGUUUUGACGCUUGCAUUCGGAGCAGUGUCGUUAGGAGCGACGUUUCUGAUUUCUGUUUUGCCAGGAACAGUUGUCUCCCUUUUCUCGAGCUUAACGGCGUGUCUUGAUGGGCCGACUUGUGCAAUAUUUAUUCUAGCAGCAGGAUGGAAACGGGCAACAACGAAAGGCAUACUGGUUGGCACAUUUUGUGGAAUCACUCUUGCAUUCUUGAUUAAUUUAGGAAAGCUCUUCGGUGAUUUACCUCCGAACCCCACCCUCCCCGCAGGACCCACACACAACUGUGACUUAUACUUCACAAGUAAUCAAACAACAUUAGAGUACUCGAACUUCGAGACAACGAGAAGCCCAGUUGUAAAUGCUACAACAACAGUUGUCGUUGAGAGCGAACUUACAGUUGUGGAACAAAUCUACAAUAUAUCUUACAUGCUUAUAUCUCUGGUUGGGUUUACGGUCACAAUGAUUGUGGGAAUCAUUGUCAGUUUGCUGACCAAACCUCCAGAAAAGGUAGACGAGAGAUGUAUAUUUUCAUUCCGUAAACAUAUCGUUGAAGAAUUGUUUGGCAAGGACGCUACAGCACCAAGUGAUCUCACUGAUGAAGAGAUGAAAUUCCUUAAUGGACCUACUCAAUGA